GGUCACGGCCAGGGAGGUCCGACAGGUCGUUUCUGGGUCAUGGACCCGAUUGAUGGUACUGCAACAUUUCUGCGAGGAGAACAGUAUGCUGUGUCCCUUGCGCUGAUCGAGGACGGGCGUGAGGUGCUUGGCGUGCUCGGAUGUCCCAACCUGCGCCAUCAAGACGGCAAGGUGACGGAGACGAGCGUAGACACCGAAGGUCUCGGUAUUAUGCUGUCGGCAGUAAAAGGACAAGGCUCGUCAAUCCGCUCGAUGACUGCCAGCGGACUCGAAUCUGCUCGCCCCAUCGAGCCGCUAAAGGCCGCGUCCAACCUCAAAGACGUCCAUAUCAUCGACUGCCUCCAGAGCAAAUCGUCCCGCCACGACCUCAUCCGCCAGCUCGCCGACAAAUUCGGCGCUCCGUUUCCUAGCACAGACGUCUGGUCCUCGCAUAUACGGUACGCAGCGCUGAUCGUUGGCAGCGGCGACCUGCACGUGCGUAUCCCCGCGAAACUGGAAACGAAGACUUACGUCUGGGAUCACGCGGGAGCGCAACUCAUCUUCACCGAGGCAGGCGGCAAAGUGACUGAUUUGGAUGGACGGCCGAUUGAUUUUGGCGCUGGGAGGGAUCUGAGUCAGAACCGGGGGUUGCUGGCGGCGAGAGAGGGUGUUCAUGAAGCUGUACUGGAGGAGUUGUCAGCCAUUCUCAAGGGCGCUUCUUACUAAAUAUUGAGUUACGAGGUGAAAAGGACCAACUCGGCGAGGCACCUGGAUCACGACCACGGUUGGAACGUCGAGAGAAAAUUCAUUGAGGACUGUUGAGACCAGCUGGUAGAUUAUCGGGUGCUUUUACCUAUCCGCGUCAUAGGAUCCAUA
Ilyonectria robusta is the source of this 855-nucleotide messenger RNA. RefSeq lists its product as uncharacterized. NCBI's taxonomy places the organism in Eukaryota, Fungi, Ascomycota, Sordariomycetes, Hypocreales, Nectriaceae. Gene Ontology annotation, biological process: sulfate assimilation. The coding region runs from base 40 to 705 and encodes 221 amino acids. The record is from RefSeq and is a predicted model, not a curated record. Gene Ontology annotation, molecular function: 3'(2'),5'-bisphosphate nucleotidase activity. The transcript has a single exon.